Nomascus leucogenys (northern white-cheeked gibbon) is the source of this 1023-nucleotide messenger RNA. RefSeq names its product tripartite motif-containing protein 51-like. Gene Ontology annotation, molecular function: protein binding. The record is from RefSeq and is a predicted model, not a curated record. Lineage: Eukaryota; Metazoa; Chordata; Mammalia; Primates; Hylobatidae. Bases 43 to 846 code for a protein of 267 amino acids. The transcript has 4 exons.
GUGAGUUUAAGGAUAAAAGCAAUCAGAGCUGAAUAUCAGAAGAUGCCUGCAUUUCUCCACGAAGAAGAGCAACAUCACUUGCAGAGGCUGCAAAAGGAAGGCGAGGACAUUUUUCAGCAACUCAAUGAAAGCAAAGCCAGAAUGGAACAUUUGAGGGAGCUUUUAAGAGGAAUGUAUGAGGAUCUGAAGCAAAUGUGCCAUAAAGCAGAUGUGGAGCUACUCCAGGCUUCUGGAGACAUAUUACACAGGUGUGAGUCUCUGCUGCUGCAAGUGUCUGAGCCUGUGAAUCCAGAGCUCAGUGCAGUGCCCAUCACUGGACUGCUGGACAGGCUCAAUGGAUUCAGAGUUGAUUUUACUCUGCAGCAUGAAAGAGCCAAUAGUCAUAUCUUCCUGUGUGGAGAUGUGAGAAGCGUGAAUGUUGGAUGUGACCCUCAAGAUGAUCCCGAUAUCACUGCAAAAUCCGAAUGUUUUCUUGUAUGGGGGGCUCAGGCUUUCACAUCUGGCAAAUAUUAUUGGGAGGUUCACGUGCAUGACUCUUGGAAUUGGGCUUUUGGAGUCUGUAACAAUUAUUGGAAAGAGAAGAGACAGAAUGACAAGAUAGAUGGAGAGGAGGGACUCUUUCUUCUUGGAUGUGUUAAGGAGGACACUCACUGCAGUCUCUUUACCACCUCCCCAUUUGUGGUGCAAUAUGUUCCAAGACCUACCAGCACAGUAGGAUUAUUCCUGGAUUGUGAAGGUAGAACCAUGAGCUUUGUUGACGUUGAUCAAAGUUCCCUGAUAUACACCAUCCCUAAUUGCUCCUUCUCACCUCCUCUCAGGCCCAUCUUUUGCUGUAGUCACUUCUGACCAGAGAAAAGUCAGAAACGUGUCUAUAUGCUCUGGGAACCUGUUUAUCCCAGAAAGCCAUCUUUUUUGCACCUCAUCAAACAGGACAAAUCAGUUAUAUUUAAUGUCUUUAGUUGCAUUCUAAUGUCAUCAAAACUCAUUUAUAGUGUUUCAUUAAAUAUGGUGAAAACACAAAAA